Messenger RNA from Doryrhamphus excisus (bluestripe pipefish), 2515 nucleotides. NCBI's taxonomy places the organism in Eukaryota, Metazoa, Chordata, Actinopteri, Syngnathiformes, Syngnathidae. The record is from RefSeq and is a predicted model, not a curated record.
ACGUCACAACGCGGAAGUGCAGUUUGUUGACGCUAGCAUGGCAUUUCUGCGGGAAAUUCGAAAGUACAAAGUGAGGAACUGUUUUGUUUGUGUCACGACGACGCCAGAAUUAACAUCGAAGUCGUUUGUGGGUGAAACAUUUCUAUGCGAUGUCAGCCUCUGAACCAACCCAGCUGGGUCGAAAACGCGCCCUACCCGCCUGCCCGAACCCCCUGUUCCUUAAGUGGCUCACCGAGCUAAGGGACGAGGCCAAGGAGAAAGGCCUGAAGACCCAGUACACUUAUCAGAAGGCAAUCAGCUCUCUGAAUAAAUACCCACUUCCGCUUCGGGAUGCCAGAGAGGCCAAGAUACUGCAAAACUUUGGAGACGGGAUAUGUAAAAUCCUGGACUCUAAACUGCAACAAUACUACAAAGAACUCGGUCAGGAUAGUCCUGUUUCUACCCCCCAUGAAAGACCACCGUCUCCUGGCAGCUCAGACAACAAGAGGCCUGAUCACACCAAAAAGAAAGAUGCUAAGGAUGACAAAGGAGGAAGGAAGAAGAAGAAGAGGGAGUAUAUGCCCCAGAAAAGAUCCAGGGGUUAUGCUGUCAUGCUGACACUUUAUAGACAGUCGCAGAUACCAGGCAGUAAAGGCUUCAUGUUCAAGAUGGAGCUGCAAGCCCAGGCGCAGCAUCUUUGUGAUAAAUCCUUCACAGUGCCUGAGCUCGGCAGUAAGUACACGGCCUGGUCAUCAGUGGCCAUGCUGGUACAGAGGAACCUGGUGAUGAAGACCCACAGUCCUGCACGCUACUUUCUAACACAGGAAGGUCUGUCUUUGGCACAACGUAUGGAAUCAGCAGAACCAGAUUCGAAAGCAGGUCCAAAUGUGCUUGGCGAUGAGGAGGAAGAUGAUCCAGCAGUUGUUGACCUCACUGCUAGUGGAGAUGAUGAUGAUGAUUACCAUGACGACAAAGAGAAGGAUAAACUACAGCUGACUGAGCCCAGAAGCGAGGUGCUGAGCGAAGGACGACUCCUACCCGGAUCCUAUGACAUUGUGCUCUGCGUGGACUUCAUUGAGACGACAGGCGGCAGCCAUCAUCGCAAACAUGAGUUGGUCAAAGAGCUCCAGAGGAAUGGUGUCAAGUUUGAUGUCAGGAAGCUCAACGUUGGUGACUUCCUGUGGGUGGCCCAGGAGAAGGUUGCCCCCACGCCAGCUGCAAGCAAAGAACUUGUCCUUGAUUUUAUCGUCGAGAGGAAGCGGAUGGAUGACCUGUGUGGCAGCAUCAUUGACGGACGCUUCAGGGAGCAGAAGUUUCGCCUGAAGAGGUGUGGCCUGCGGAGGCCCAUCUACCUGGUGGAGGAACAGGGGAAGGCGGCGUCACACCUGAGCCUUCCUGAAAAGACACUGCAGCAGGCCAUCAUCAACACGCAGGUGGUGGACGGCUUCUUCGUCAAGAGAGUGCAGGACGUGAGAGAGUCGGCGGCCUACCUCAGCAUCAUGACGCGGCAUCUCACCAAAUUAUACCAGAACCGCACCUUGGUGUGCCGCUCCCGGGAGCUGGACGGUGACCCGGACCACAGCGACGACACCCCCUCCUGCUCACUCAUGUCUUUCGCAGAGUUCAACUACGGUGCCAUCAAGAACAAGAGUCAGACGGUGCGAGAAGCCUUUGCCAGACAGCUGAUGCAAGUGAGUGGCCUGUCUGGAGACAAAGCGGCUGCUAUCCUGGAGCAGUACAGUACUCCACAAAGUCUCCUGAAGGCAUAUGACAAAUGCAAAAGCGAAGCAGAGAAAGAGAAGCUGCUGUCCACCAUCCAAUGUGGCAGGCUCAACAGGAAUUUGGGUCCAGCUUUGAGUCGAACCCUGUACCAGCUGUACUGUAGCAAAGGAGUGCUGUCCUAGAUGUUCAAGAUGAAGGAUUCAUGAAGAUGUUAACUUACUGACUGUAAGAUAGCAAUUGUGAUGAUACAAGGCGGAGUCAUGUGACCAAAUAGUCAAAGAAGAAGCCUGAUGAAAGUACAACAAUGAAGAACAAUCAGGAACAUGUCGACUCCUUUAUAGCAUUUUGUCUGUUGCUCUGGUCCCUCAUGACAAAUUCACUUAUUUACAUACAGGAAUAGAAAAAGAAUUUCUCUGAAUAUGUAAGUGCAAUUUUUUUCAGUGCACGGGGCCUCCAAGGUGGAACCAUCAUGGAAGCAGCGUGAAUGAUUGCAGAGAGCAAAAAGGACAACAUGGUACCACCACUUUUAAGGUCCUCUUGUGAGGCUGUCUCUCCAAUGGUCCCAUCUGACAGCGAGGCAGCAUUCAUACGCGUUCACCUCCUCAGCUGUGUCCGCUCUAAUGUUCGCUGAAGGUCAAAGGUCCUUCAAAAAAAAAAGACUCCACCCUGUCCUGUGACUGCAAAGUCAACAGCCGCUCUUUGUUCAUACAGAGUCCGAGUGAGGGUGCCCUAGCCCGGCACCGCCAUUAGUCGGGCAUGUCUAUGCACAGUUUGGAUGGGGCGACAAAGUAUUUGCCAGGACUCUGUGUGAUCA